AGUCGAAAAAAUGUCGCGAAUUUGUUUGUCAUUCAAUAAACUACAAAUAUAAAAAAACUGAUCAAUCAAAAGGAAUAGAAAACUUCGUUUUUAAAGUCUUAUUGAUAACCGUCUAAGGAAAAAAAAUGCCGUCGAAUAUGUUUCAAAGAAUUGAUGAUUUACCAGAAAAAAUUAUGGAAAAAAUUCUUUCAUAUCUGCCUAUCGAUCAAAAAAAAAGCUGUUUAAUAGUCAGUAAAUAUUUUUACAAAUGUGGAAUUACAUCCAUUGAUAAUGAAUUGUGGUUGAAUCUCAAAUCGAAAGAAUAUAUUUUCGAGUAUUUCAAUUCCAUCAUUCAAUCAAGCCGAAAAAUAUCAAACAUUAAAGUAGGAAGUAAAAAUGGAACUUUAGUGAUUGAUAGAAAUAUGUUUUUACCAUUGAUUUAUAGCAUAUUUAAGAAAUUUGGAGAAUAUUUUCAAACAUUUGAAAUGUUUGACUGUGAGAUAGCUCCUCGUGAUUUAAGAAUGCUAUUGAAGUUAUCGCCUAACAUUAAAACAAUAACACUUACAUCAAUAAUUGCUGUACAAAAGAUAUCAGUAAGAAAACUUCGACCAAUUGAAUGCUCAAGACUGACGGAGAUUUCUUUAUCGUAUUGCUCUGAUGGAAUCCAAAUGUUGACGUUUGCGCUAAACUGGAACACAAUCUCAAAAUUCAAGAUCAUAACAGACGAGCCAUCCUUCAUUCCUUGCUUUCUUAGCCAUCAAAAAACGGUUAAAAAUUUAUCAAUGCAUAUUUACGGUGAAUUACCCACAAGCAACAUCAAUUUUUACAGAAAACUUACAUUCGAAGAUAUAUCAAUAAGUGUUAAUGGAUAUAAUGGCCACGACAGUACUAUUGAGACUAUUCUUAACGCACAAGUUAAUACUUUAAAACGAUUAGAUUUAACAUGUUCACCAAUCAGCGAUUCAAUGUUUCGUAUUCUACCUCUGAUGAAAAACUUGGAAGUAUUGAAAAUAAUUGUGAAUGACGUCACUCCAAAUACUUUCAAAGCAGUUGCUGAAAUCAAAACCUUGAAGGAACUUGCAAUAAUCAAGAACUGUGAUAAUGAUUCUGAAGAUCAUCUCAAUGUUCUUUGUAAUAUGAAAGAUUUAAAAUUGAAAAAUCUUGAAAUUUAUUAUCCUUGCCAAAUGAUCGACAAUUCAAUUUUCUUUCCACUUUCUUUAAAUGCAUCAGACUUGGAAAUCCUUUACAUCAACAGCUUGUUAAGUUUAAACUUAAUAAGUAGCAUAAUAAGCAAUAUGAAAAAAUUGAAGGAAUUGAAACUUGAAAACCAUCAAUUCACUGAAGUCACAAUACCUGAAAUAUGUUUUUUCCAAGCUAACGUUCCUUUUCAUUUUUCACUGCAAUCUUUACAUGUUAAACUGCAAUGUACUCAAUUCUUUCAAUCUUUUCUCGCAAUCACUGGAAAAUUUUCUAAUAUCUGUAACCUUGAGGUGAUCACAUCAGUCGAAGGAUUUGAGCUUGAAGCACUCAUUUCUUGUGUUCUCAUAAACAGCAAGAAAAUUUGCAGAUUCAAAAUUUUAAAUGUAAACUUGUUAGAAAUUGAUAAUUUAAUGAGACUUGAUCUUAAUUAUCAUUCAAACCGACUUAAGUUCUUCAGUGUUUUUAUCAAUAAUUACAACUUAAACUCAAAUGUUUCAUUUUUAAAAGUUUUUGGCAAUGAUUUUUAUUCUGUUAAAGUUUAUGGUUCUUGUCUUGAGCUAAUUAACUGAUUUUUGUUAUUUUUGUCAUUAUUAAGCUUUUUUUUUAUCCUUUCCUUCAAUUAAUUAAUGUAUAUUUAUAACAAAUACAACUUCAAAUAAAAGAAUAAAAUCAGAGAACGAUACGGGAUCGCAUUGGGUCAGAUUCCCAAACAUAAUCCAA
This is a messenger RNA of Clunio marinus, 1899 nucleotides long. The record is from the annotation of a GenBank genome assembly. Lineage: Eukaryota; Metazoa; Arthropoda; Insecta; Diptera; Chironomidae.